Molecule: messenger RNA, 261 nt
Organism: Rodentolepis nana
Lineage: Eukaryota; Metazoa; Platyhelminthes; Cestoda; Cyclophyllidea; Hymenolepididae
Source: the annotation of a GenBank genome assembly
AUCUUUGCUGCUGCUGCUGCUGUUGUUGAGGUUUCAGGUUUCGGGCGCUUUUGGUCAUUUUCUUUGUCAAUUUUAAUUAUUCCUGCGCCUCGUAGUUAUUUCAUCGUAUUUGUUCGGGAAGGCGACAAGGCGAGGUAUUCGGAUCUUUGCACGAGCAUCACAGGUCUUUCAGCCAUUCCACAAGUGGAAACUGCCGAGUCAGCUUCGGCGUCGGAAUCAACUCCGGCUGAUGGUCGUGUCUUCAUUCGUUGCUCUGAAUAA